Molecule: messenger RNA, 861 nt
Organism: Bipolaris victoriae FI3
Lineage: Eukaryota; Fungi; Ascomycota; Dothideomycetes; Pleosporales; Pleosporaceae
Product: lytic polysaccharide monooxygenase
Exons: 1
Coding region: 1-861 (286 amino acids)
Source: RefSeq, a predicted model, not a curated record
AUGUCCAAGAUCUUUCAGACCACUGCCCUUGUCGCAGCUCUCAUUUCCACCGUUGCCGGCCACACUUCUGUUGAGAAGUUCGAGGCUGGUGGCAAGACUUAUGAAGGCUACCGUCAGGCAAGCAAGGUCGAUCCAGGUAAUCAGUCUCCUGCGUGGUGGACCGCUCAGGGCUGGGGAUACCAGCCCGUGUACGGCGACAAGAUUGGACACCCCGACAUCAUUGCUCACAAGGACGCUUCCCCCUCGCCUUACACUGUUCCAGUUCCCGCUGGAUCUGAUGUCACUUUCCACUGGCACCACGAAGGCAGCUGUGGCGGUGGCGAAGAGGGCUGGGACUGCUCCCACCACGGCUGGACUGCCACUUAUCUCGCCCCUUGCAACGGUGACUGUGCCAAGGUCGACAAGACGACCCUCCAGUUCUUCAAGAUCCACGAGUCCGCCCUGAUCGACUACCGCAAGGGCCGCUACUCAUCCGGCUCACCCCAGGAACAAACUGGUUACUGGGGCACAGACGCCAUCUUCUACGACAAUGGCAACACCCAGACAGUCAAGAUUCCAUCUGACAUUCCCAGCCAAAGCUACGUCCUCCGAACCGAGGUCGUCUCCAUCCACAACAAUGGCGAUGUCAGCAACCGCCAGUUCUGGCCUCAAGCCUUCAACAUCAAGGUUACUGGCGGUAAGGACGGCGCCAAGGUCCCUGCUGGAAAGAAGGGUACCGAGCUGUACAAGGCCAACGACCCGCUCCUCAAGUGGGAUCUUUACUGGCACCAGGCUGGCAAGACAUCCCCAGAUGCUCCUGGACCUGAAAUCGCAUCUGUUGCUUCCAGCAACUCCAGGCGCCACGCCAGGGACUUUUCUUAG